UCAUUUAGCUAUCAAGAUCAUAUUCUUAUUCCAGUAAUGCUUCCUCUUCACAGCUUUCCUAACAAAAAGCAAAGCGACAAGCAAAAAGGAGGAAGGGAUGAUAGUAGCUCGGAGAAAUCAGCUGAAAGAGCCAAACUGCUGAUCUGAAUUUUAGUGGUUGGGAAAUUACCUGAAGAGCUAUGAAGGCCUGGCUGCUCCUGGUUGCUGCUUUUCUUCUCUGGCCAGGCUGCUCUUCUCAAAAGGCAUGUGAAGAACCAGAUGAGAUUGACUUUGGGGAAAUUGUGAGUGCUGAGAAAGCCAAAUACCUGGAAAAUGACCGAGUGCAAUACAGGUGCAACCCUUCCUAUGUCUUGGAGGGACCUGAAUGGAUUCAAUGUAACGGACAAAAAUGGACACCUCAUCCACCAAAAUGCUUGGCACCCUGCAGUAUCACAAGACAACAGCUAACAAGAAAAAACUUGUUUGUGUUUGGGAAUCAAAGAAAAGCUCAGUUUAUUCAAAGUGAUCAUAGCCUGCAGUUUCAGUGCAAUGAAGGAUAUGUCCUCGUGGUUCCAUCAGUCAGAAAGUGUGUUGAUGGUUACAUGGAUUUGCCUUUAUGUAUCUCCGAGAGAGGAAAAAACUGCAGUGGUCCACCCAGGACUGAGAACGGAGACAUUACUACUUUAUCUGAGAAGCAGUACAGAUCUGGCUCUUCAGUAGAAUUCAGAUGCCAAACAUAUUAUGCCAUAGGAGGCCAGAACAGAUCUUUUUGUAACAAUGGGACCUGGACAAAGGUGCCAAUUUGCCUUGAUCCCUGUAUGAUCCCCAGGACUGAACUGGAAAGCCAGAAGAUAGAAGUUAAAGAUGAAAUAGGUGCACCUGAAAAUAUAUUUGUGCAACAUGGUCAUUCUAUUGAGCUCGCCUGUAGAACAGGAUAUGUCCUGGCAGCAAAUUCUUCCAAAUCAGCUUUUGUAAUCCAUUGUGAUGGGACACCACCAGUGUUUCCUAAAUGCAAAGAAAUUACAUGCAACUCUCCAAGAAUAUCUAAUGGUACUUUCCGACCUCAAAGAACUAUAUAUCAUGAUGGGGAUCUAAUUCGAAUUCAGUGUGACAGUGGAUUUACUUUUGAUCCAGAUAAUGGAGAAAAGGUGGUUGAAUGCACAAAGAAUGGAUGGUCACCUCCACCAAAAUGUAUCAAAAUAACUUGCCAGGCAGACUAUAUUGAAAAUGGAAACGUAUUAUCUCCAAAGAUCACUUAUAAGGAAGGUGAGAGAAUACGAUUCUCCUGUAAUGAAGGAUACUCACAUGUUGACAGACAAGAUGCCUUAUGUACUGAGACUGGAUGGGGUACAAAGCUUCAAUGUGAAGAAAUUAAAUGUUUCCCUCCAGAAGUGACGAAUGGCUACCUUCAAUAUAGACGAGAUCACUAUAUGUACAAUGAUGAAAUUGAAACAAUAUGUAAUGAAGGGUUUGUCUUUGGAGGCCCCGGAAAGGUUUCCAAAUGCACUGCAACUGGUUGGCAUCCUCCUCCUGUCUGUAAACAAAACGGCUGUGACUAUAUCCGUAUAGAAAAUGGAAGAAUGGCUGAUCGUUUUGAAUGGUAUAAACCAUUUCCAUUAUGGCAGGGACAAUCAAUUGAGUUUUAUUGUUAUCGUGGUUAUCUGCCUAAAGACAAGCAAAGAUGGCAAACAGCAAGGUGCAUCAAUUCCCGCUAUGACCCAGAACCAAAGUGUUUCAAAAUCUGUGAUCCUGCUCAACAUUUUUAUUAUGGUCACAUCAUUUAUAACUACUAUAACACAUACAUAGAAGGUGACAACGUUACAUUUGUUUGUGAUAUGGGAUAUUCUCCUUCAACCCAGCAAUCAUCAAUUACUUGCACAAAAAAGGGAUGGUCACCUGCUCCAAGAUGUAUCCGGCCAGUUGAACACACUUGUACGAAGGUUUUUCUAUCCCAUGGAAAUUUUGGAUCGCAGCAACAGAGUUUUCAGAUCAAUGCUAAAGCAAAAUAUAUUUGUCAUGAUGGCUAUACAACGUCAAAAGGAGAGACUGAGGCAGAGACACAGUGCCUUAAAGAGGGCUGGAGCCCAGAGCCAGAAUGUAUCAAUCUAAGCAAAGCAAAUGAACAAUAGGACACAUACCACACCCUUUGAACCAGAAGAUGAAUAUCUGAAGUCGUAUACUAUUUUCUUUCAUAUGAUCCCAUGAAGCUGGAUUGUAUAUACACAGUUAUAAACAGUGGAUCCGAAUCUAAAAGUCUAUUUUGUAAAAGAUAGAUUUUACCAACUGUAAUUACUGGGAAAAUAAUAACAUUUAAAAAUAAAUUUAUAGACCACCUUUAAGGCAGAUAAAAUUUUACAGUAUAACAUUAUAAAUAACUUUUUUUAAAUGUAUCUGGAGUGAGAAAUGAAUUUUUUUUUCUAUAUACUGUAAUUUUACCUUUAAAUGUUUGAUUCAUCUGAACAAUCAAUCAGCAGCCCAUCUUAAAGCAAUGACAAUAGAUAAUUGUAGUUGAUAUGUUUAGCAUAUGGAUUCUUGAAUUCUUCAAAAAAUAAAAGAAAUCCAAAAAUGA
This is a messenger RNA of Pantherophis guttatus, 2548 nucleotides long. Its product is annotated as complement factor H-like. The record is from RefSeq and is a predicted model, not a curated record. NCBI's taxonomy places the organism in Eukaryota, Metazoa, Chordata, Lepidosauria, Squamata, Colubridae.